AUGGAUUGUUUCAUUGAUGCAACAACCAACUACCAGAUUCGCAACUGCAGCAGUGCCGCCAGUAUUAAAAAUAAUUUAACAUCUGCAGGACUUAGACCUAUUGUCAUUGAUGGAAGCAAUGUAGCCAUGCAUCACGGUCUCAGCAAGGUGUUCUCUUGCAAAGGUAUUCAACUGGUGAUUGAUUAUUUCCGUGGCCGAGGUCACAUGAAGAUUGUGACAUUUGUUCCUCAGUGGAGACGGGCCUCGUCAGCCAGCGGCAACACCAUACGAGAUAUAGCCAUCCUCGAACAACUCUACAAAGAGGCACUGCUUGUAUUCACGCCAUCGAGACGAGUGGACAAAGUUUACAUCAGCAGUUACGACGACAGGUUCAUACUGAAGUACGCAUCAGAGGAAGGGGCGGUCGUCGUGUCCAACGAUCAUUUCAAAGAUUUAUAUUGUGAGCCAGUCUUCAAAGAGACUAUCGAAAAAAGAAUUCUACCCUUCACAUUCGUUGGAGAUAAGGUGAUGUUUCCAGAUGAUCCCCUGGGCCGCUCUGGUCCCACGCUCGACGACUUCUUAACAUUUUCGUGA
Molecule: messenger RNA, 573 nt
Organism: Helobdella robusta
Lineage: Eukaryota; Metazoa; Annelida; Clitellata; Rhynchobdellida; Glossiphoniidae
Exons: 4
Coding region: 1-573 (190 amino acids)
Cellular component (GO): nucleus; cytoplasmic ribonucleoprotein granule
Molecular function (GO): mRNA binding; RNA endonuclease activity
Source: RefSeq, a predicted model, not a curated record